UGAAGUGAAGUCAGUAUCUGUUCAGCAGUGGGAGCGGCAGGUUCGCUUUCGCGGUUGAUCGGGUACGCCAUCGUGGAUUGUGUAAAUAUUUGUUUCCUGAAAACCCUAUGAUUUUGUUUAUAGAUAUACAGCGUGGCCUCCCGAGAGAUAAAAUAGUAACAGGAUGUUUGUUAACGUAGUGAACGAAAGAAACAGCGAGGUAAUUUAUAGAAAUGUAAGACUACCUAUCAUAUCAGUGAUUACUCGUAAGUUGUGAUGUGAAGAAGGAUGUUGCCUGCUACUGAAGGAAAUAUAAAUGACAUAUUUAGACAUCCUUACUUCUUGAUAAUGUGACGUCACUGACUUAUGAUUUGUAGGGAAAAGUGAAGUUAUACAUCACUGAUAUUUAUUGUUGGCAGUGACACGAGUAGUACUAAAGCAAGGGGAAGGUGACAUCAAAAGAGUUACGUCAUUAAUCGUUAGCUCUUUUAAGGGGGCAGUGAUGUCGAAGUGAUUUCAGUUCAUUUUUCGGACGAAGCAGUCAGGGGAUGCUGUCAUUCAUGCGUGUGAAGUAGUGAUGUCAAAAAACAUGUAUUCAGAGACCUGCUUUCCAAAAAUGCUGAAUCUAAGAACUAAAUCACGUUGUCGUGUGUGUCAAAGGGAAUGACACUAUCCAAGUGAGACGCGACUACCGUAGGAAACCGAGCACUCCUUACCGGCCGUCACCAUGCAGACGGCCUACGCUCGUAUGGUGUAUGAGAGGCAGGCGAGGGAACAACGGAGGGGCGCCGCCGAAGGACAUCGCCAAACGUCCACUUUCAAGACAAUUCUGAAGGACGCCUGCAGGCGCCUGAUUGCUUUUCUCUUCACUCAGGUGGGCGUCUGCGGGCUCGUUGUUGCCUACAACAUCCUGGGCGCGUUCGCCUUCAGGGUUAUCGAGGGGGAGAUGGGCGACCCCAGGCCGGAGGAAACGGCUAAGGAGCUCCGGGAACAAAUGGUCCACCGUCUCUGGAACGUGACGCUUCGCCUCAACGUCCUGGAGGAGACGCAGUGGCGCGAGGAGGUCGUGGUGGCCUUACAAGAGUACCAGGAGUUUGUGGUGCCCCUGAUUAAGACCAAAGGAUACAGAGGCGUGUACCCGAAAGAGACCUGGUCUUUCAGCGCAGCUCUUAUGUAUUCGCUCAGUGUUUAUACAACUAUAGGCUAUGGCAAUUUGGCGCCGCGGACGGAGUUGGGCAAGAUAACGACCAUUCUGUAUGCCAUCGUGGGUAUGCCCCUCAUGCUGCUCUACAUGUCAAACGUGGGAGAGAUACUGGCCAAUAUCUUCAAAUUCAUUUACUUUAGAGCUUGCAGAUGCGACAUUGGGUCACUGGGUUACUACAGAACUGCCAGUGGGACCAUCCGUCCUGUGACCGUCUCACAAAACGUAAGGAUGAAUGGUCAGGCUGGUGGGGCAUCUAAGGGGCAAAGUGACGAAUCCUCCCCUCGGAGAACGAUCCCGAUAACGUGGUGCCUCUUGGUCAUCGCGAUCUACGUGGGCAUCGGUGGUCUUAUCUUUGCGCAAUGGGAGAGGUGGUCCGUCCUGGAUGCCUGCUAUUUCUCGUACAUCUCUCUCAGCACCAUAGGGUUUGGAGACUUGGUUCCUGGAAAGACUGUAGAGGGCGAGAACGACGACCAGGAGGUUGAGUCCCAACAAAUCAUUUGUACAGUCUACCUCCUGGUGGGGAGCGCCCUUGUAGCCAUGUGUUUCAACCUGAUGCAGGAGGAGACGAUAGAGAAUCUCAAGGCCUUCUGGAGGAACUUGGGUUGUCUGAGGAAGAAAAAGACAAGAAAAAUAUCUGUACAAGAUGGCCAUGAAAGAACUGCUCGUUACGAUGGUGAUGGAUGAAUGGGAACCCAUAGUGUAAUGGCAUAUAUCUCCUAAUGGUGUCACUUUCAGGGAUCAAAACUGUAAUUGUGAUUAUGUAGCGUGUCAGAUUUCAAGUAGCAUGGUCUGGUUGGCAAUGAAAAAAUGGAGAAAAGAAAGCAAGUGAAAUUUGAAGUAAAGAUGAUGUAACAACUUCUUUUUCUUGGUAGUAGUAAUGUCUGAAGGGAUGAAAUUUUGGAAACUCCCAGAAGAAAUUAGUGUAAGUACAAUUUAUAAACAUGUUAAACUGAAUUAUAGUAAAGAAAGCCUGAAAAUAAUUUGUGAUCACCCAGAGUGUGGCCUAAUCUGAAUAUAAACAAGGAUUACCAACAAUCAUGUAUAGAUUAUUUUUUAAAUAAGGGAACUUGAUUGAGGAACGAGGCUCGGAAUAAUUAUCUGUAUGAUUUUGACUAGAUUUUAGCUUCUAACGAAAAUCCCAACAAAAAUAAGACUGAGAACUCCUUAGAUGCAGGGUGGUGAAUGAACAGCUGUGAAUAGAACUUUAAUACAAAGAAAUUAUCAAGAAAUGUGCACACAGUCACCAUUUUACUGUAAAUACUGUGAGAAUUUCACAGCAUUGUCUGAAUCGUAUCUGACAAAUUCAUGCAUUUCUACAGUAGAAAUACUGCUGAUUAGUGUUUUAUGUCUCGAUGUAUUGAUGUAUAUCAGUAUGAAACUGUAAAUCAAAAAAGCAACCUCUUUCCUAGAGAAGAAAAUACUUUGAUUCAUAAUAAUAAUAUAAUAUACAUAGACAUUGUUUAUCUGACCAACACUCUGAGGGAGGAGGUGCUUUUGUAAGGAAGUGGAAACUUCCUCUCUCGUGGAACAAUCGAACACCAUCAGGCCCAGGUAUAAGUUGAGCCACGUAAGGUCUAUUCCUUACUCCUUUUAUUGAUAUCAAAACAGAAUAAAUUUGUUUUAUUGAUACAAAAACAACUUGGCAAUUUGCUUUUCAAAGUGAUUCUCUCUAC
Messenger RNA from Macrobrachium nipponense, 2856 nucleotides. RefSeq names its product TWiK family of potassium channels protein 18-like. The record is from RefSeq and is a predicted model, not a curated record. NCBI's taxonomy places the organism in Eukaryota, Metazoa, Arthropoda, Malacostraca, Decapoda, Palaemonidae. Gene Ontology annotation, biological process: potassium ion transmembrane transport; stabilization of membrane potential. The transcript is spliced from 7 exons. The coding region runs from base 707 to 1867 and encodes 386 amino acids. Gene Ontology annotation, molecular function: outward rectifier potassium channel activity; potassium ion leak channel activity. Gene Ontology annotation, cellular component: plasma membrane.